AUGUCGGCCAUCGACCUCUCGCCCGAGCCCGACCUGCACCCGCUCUACCCCACGCCCGCGCACGUCUCCGCCCUGCUCGAGCCCUCGUCUGGCCUUUCGCCGCCUCAACGAUCUGAGCUCGUCUCCCACGCCCUAUCGCGGGCUACGGCCUUUGGCGACCUUUCACUACUUACAUUCUUGCUCGGGGACCGGUCUGCGUCGCAACUGGUGGACCUGCAGUCGACAGACGAAGAUGGACUGAGCGCGCUGAGUGCGACGAUCACGGGAUUCGGGGCGGAGAGCGAGCGGGACGUGGAGAGGGAGGAGUGCGUGCGGCUGCUGGUCGCCGAGGGCGCGGACGUGGGUGCCGAGGACGGGUGUGGGUGGACUGCGCUGCACCACGCUGCGCUGCGAGCGCCGCCGACCGUCGUCGCGUUCCUGCUCACGCACGGGGCCAGUCUGUUCGCGACGACCAGGCGCGGGCUCACUCCGCUCGACAUCGUCGCCGCACACACCACCGUGCCUGGAAGGGAAGACGUCGCGCUCUUGCUCGCAGAGGCAAUGCGCUCCCAGGGCUGGCAGGGCGGCAGAAUGGACGCAAGGCGCAAGGCAGUCGAGGCACGCAUGGCAAAGCGCGCCAGGAGACGGAGGGUCCAAGACGACGUCGGGCGUGCACUCGCCAUCAGCCCGCGCUGGUGGGGCGACGCUGAGGUCUGGGACGACGACGAGAGCUCGGAUGGGAGCGACGACGAAGGCGAGGACCCCGACGAGCGCGUUUAUACCCCGCCGCCAGACUAUGGCACCAUGCUCGUCUUCGCUCCCCCUUCGCUUCCCUACAUCUUUCACUCCCUCAUCACUGACUUUGCGCCCGCCUUGAGGAACGCCGAGCCCGCCAAUGCUCUGUACAUGCUCGCCCGAUUCGCGUGCCUCGCUUGCGACAACACCUGGCUCGAGGAUCUCAUCAUCGGCGCCACCGACGCGAUCGAGGAUGCCUUCUUUAACCGCUCAGAGGACCUGGAAUGCCUCGUCUUUUGGCUCUACAACACCACGGCCUGGCUGCACCUCAUGCGUUGCGACAACGCGAUCAGCGAGACGUGCGAAGUCCUCGGCUCCUUUGUGCUUAUAGAAGAAGUCAUAAACUCUGUCUUCGUCUUCAUCAUCCGGUACGUCGAGCGGCGCAUCGAUGGCCUUCUGGACAGCGCCCUUCUCGACCACGCCGCCUUGCCGACCGAAUUCGACAAUGUCCAAUUCGAAGACGAAUGGUCUCUCUUCCGCUCCUUCAAGAAGAAGUCCGCCACGCCUUCUCAGCCGCACACGCCGACGCGCCCUACCACGCCACCGCCGCAGCCCGUAUCCCCACGCAACAACUUCGCGUCCCUCCGCAACACCUUCUCGCGUACCCGGGCCGGCUCCGCAGCGCCUACAACGCCACUCCAAUCCCUCUUCGCAGCGGAGCAGUCGCAGCAGCAGAACCAACCGUCGCCGCCCGCCGGGCCGCGACCGGCAGACAUCACCGACUUCUUUGAUGCGUUGCAGACGCUGCUCACGUUGAGCGGGAUCAACCCCGCCCUCAUCACUCAGAUGUGGUCACAAGUGAUAUACUGGAUCGCGUGCGAGCUCUUCAAUCGCAUACUCUCGCGCAAGAAGUAUCUCUGCCGAUCCCGUGCCGUUCAGAUCGGCAUGAACCUGGGCGCUCUAGAGGAAUGGGCCGCGCGGGCGAACCUUCCGCGCGGGGUUGUGCAACACUUGGCGCCCGUGCGCGACCUGCUCAACUGGCUGCAGUGUUUGAGCAGCAUAUCGGAGUUUACGGCGUUGAUCACGACGGUCCAGACCAUGCGGCAUCUGAACCCGUUACAGAUGCGGAGAGCGGUGAGGGAUUAUAGGUACGAGGUGAACGAGGGCCGGAUGGACGACGAGUGUGCGCAGUAUCUGGCGCAGCUGCAGAAGGACUGGGAGAGGCAUCGAGUGAAGAUGGGUGUUGAGGCUCUACGCAAGGAGAUGAGCGAACGCGAACGCGAAGACUCGGACUCGGUCUCCCUCCUCGGAGACAGUGGCUCUGCACCUAAGCUAGCCUCAAGUGCAUCAUCUCUCUCCAUCUCUACUACAGAUCUGACACCGCACAACUCCAUCGAUCUGCUCUUCGCGCACGACAGCGCCGCCGCGGACGGCUGGACACCGACGCGCCCGCCCGAGAUCCUCGGCGAGCUGCUGGACAGCCGGCACAUGCUUCCACUAUUGCUUCCCAGCGAUCCGCGCCUGCUCGCUGCAGCGCCGAAGCGACCGGCGAUAUGGACGGCCAAAGGCUCAGAUCGGCAGCAUGAAGCGGAUUCGCGCGCGAGCAGUCGAGCGAGCAGACGCGCGGCCGGUGUCAUACCCUGGCGCUCUGCACCCAAAGCCGUGCGUGAUGUCGGAGCGGAUGUAUUGACAUACGUCGACGGAGGGCGAUGGGCGCGCUACGGCCCUACGUAUGGUUAUGCCGAAGCGGAUGGGGAGAUGGAGAUGGAGGGUGACGAGAGCUUUGACGAGGCGCACGCACUGGGGCAUGAUGCCGAUAUCACGCUCACUGCUGAGGAUGGAGGAUUGGUGCCGGAGUAUGUCGCGGGACUGACGGCGAAGCCGCAUCGCGCGCGGUCGGCUGCUGCAUCGCCAGCCGUUGGCGCUGUUGAUCUGCCCAGUUGA
Messenger RNA from Peniophora sp. CBMAI 1063, 2658 nucleotides. Lineage: Eukaryota; Fungi; Basidiomycota; Agaricomycetes; Russulales; Peniophoraceae. The record is from the annotation of a GenBank genome assembly.